Phaeoacremonium minimum UCRPA7 is the source of this 552-nucleotide messenger RNA. Its product is annotated as putative microsomal dipeptidase protein. Gene Ontology annotation, molecular function: metallodipeptidase activity. The record is from RefSeq and is a predicted model, not a curated record. Lineage: Eukaryota; Fungi; Ascomycota; Sordariomycetes; Togniniales; Togniniaceae. Bases 1 to 552 code for a protein of 183 amino acids. The transcript has 2 exons. Gene Ontology annotation, biological process: proteolysis.
AUGCGGCAGAUAUUGGACAUAACCACAUCGCCCGUCAUAUUCAGUCACAGCUCCUGUUACGGACUCGCUGCCAACUACCGCAAUGCCCCUGACGAUGUCAUUGCGCGGUUGAAGGACAAUGGCGGCGUGCUCAUGGUGAUGUUUGUGAAGCGCUUCCUCAAUGCCAAGAACCCAGAAGCUGCGGACAUCGAGACUGUAGUGGAUCAUAUCAUGCACGUGGUUGAAUUGGCAGGUUGGGACCACAUAGGCAUCGGAGGCGACUUUGAUGGGACAGUGACGCUUGCCAAUGGCAUCAAUUCAGUAUCAGACUAUCCUAAGCUUAUACAAGCUGUCAUGAGGCGUGGAGCGACGGACGAACAAGUCAGAAAACUCGUUGGCGAGAACAUUCUGCGAGUCUGGCGACAGAAUGAAGAAGUGGCGGCACGGCUGGCACCUCAGAUGCUACCAGUGGAAGACGUAUGGGCAGGAAGAAAGUUCCUGAGAUGGAAUAACCCUCUACCACUCAUGAUUCCCAACAACCCGAAUCGCGUUGCUGCAGUUGACUACCCAUAA